Molecule: messenger RNA, 3480 nt
Organism: Neoarius graeffei (lesser salmon catfish)
Lineage: Eukaryota; Metazoa; Chordata; Actinopteri; Siluriformes; Ariidae
Product: transforming growth factor beta-1-induced transcript 1 protein-like
Exons: 12
Coding region: 665-2092 (475 amino acids)
Biological process (GO): muscle structure development; actin cytoskeleton organization
Cellular component (GO): filamentous actin; Z disc; adherens junction
Molecular function (GO): actin binding; muscle alpha-actinin binding
Source: RefSeq, a predicted model, not a curated record
ACAGAAAAGAAAAGAGAAAAAGAGAGGAAGAAACCAAGAGACUCAGGGGCUGACUGCAUAAAUAUUUUAAAAAAGAUUCGGAUGAUGCAGCAGGUACUAGCAAAGGCAGUGGGGCAGCUGAGCCAGGUAAGACACAGCCAACUUUUUCCAGCCCCAUAAAGUAACCCCAACCAAGGCACGCGGGGCACGCAAUUCAUGUUACAAAUGAGGGGAGAGAAAGUCACACUGAACACCAUAUCAAACGCACAGGGCAUUGAAUCAUUUCACAACCACAACGGCUUAAUAACAUUGUGUUUCAUAUAUCUGAUUGAAGCUAAGAAUAUUCACAUUAGCCCGCAAUCAUAUCCCGCCGUUUCUCGAGCGGUGUGUUCUUCUCUGCUUUUCACACUGGACAGUACGCACGCACAGUAUACUAUGUUCGCCCCCAGCCCUGCCCGAAAUCCCCCAUCCAUCGCUGCUCCUUCAAGAGCACCCCAAUCGCGUGAUUAUAGUAGACUAUCCACGAGUUUAGGAAGGCAUUGCGGGGGCUGUCACAUGCAGGCUUGGGGCGUAACGGAAUACAUUUAAUGGCGUUCGGGGGGGGGCCCCAUUCAGAGCAUUUUGUCCCGGGCCCAGCCAAAGCUGUCAGCGGCCCUGGUUGAGAGAGACAGGAAAAACAGGAAAAAUGCUUACUAAGCACGGAGAGACUGACUCAUCUAACUACCCCCUCAGCCCCCGUAUUGUCAUGUUUGAUGCCCUCCUGGCUGAUCUGGAAAGCUCGGCUUCUCCUCUCGCUCGGUGCCCUGUCCUGUUGACCUCUGACCCUCCAGUGACCUCUGACCCUUCACCCACGUGCAACCAAGACUCGGCUCAGAACCGGCCUCCUCCGCCUGCAUACACACCUCAGCAGACAGUUUCAGCUGCCAUGAAGUCCAAUAGCUCUCAGAACCCAGACAAGCUUUACAGCACGGUGUGUAAGCCUCGUUCUCCCCGUUCUCCCGACCCUCCUCCUGCCUUCUCAUCCUCAUCGGUGUUGGGGGGAGGCCUGAGUGAACUCGAUCAUCUGCUGCAGGAGCUCAAUGCCACCCAGUUCAACAUCACCGAUGAGAUUCUGGCUCAGUUCCCUACGACUAAGAAGGAGGACAAGGAGAAAUCAGGAAAGUCAGCUCCCUCCAGUGGAUCAGUGAAACCCUCCGCCACAUCAGCCACUCUGGAACUGGACAAACUGAUGGCGUCUCUGUCAGAUUUCCGUGUGCAGAGUGUGCCGGCAGCUCAGGCCAAUCCAGCGCCUUUGCAGCAACUGGUGUCCCCACCCCCGCCGCCCUCCAGCGGCUCACUGGACAGCAUGCUGGGCCUUCUCCAAUCAGAUCUGAGCAGGCAGGGAGUGUCUACUUCCUCCAAGGGAAACUGCUCUGCCUGCCAGAAACCAAUUGUGGGACAGGUGGUGACAGCGCUGGGGAGGGUGUGGCACCCUGAACACUUUGUUUGCUCCGAGUGUGAAUGUGAAUUGGGGAACCGUAACUUCUUUGAGAAGGACGGGCGUCCGUACUGCGAGCCAGAUUACUUUAGCCUGUACUCGCCUCACUGCGCACACUGCAAUAAACCCAUUCUCAAUAAAAUGGUCACUGCGCUCGAUAAGAACUGGCAUCCAGAGUGCUUCUGCUGUGUGAAGUGCAGCCGGACGUUCGGAGAUGAAGGGUUUCAUGACCGUGAGGGACAGCAGUACUGUCAGCAGUGUUUCCUGGCGCUGUUUGCAUCACGUUGUGAAGGCUGCUCUCAGCCCAUUGUGGAGAAUUACAUCUCUGCCCUCAAUGCCCUUUGGCACCCACAGUGUUUUGUCUGCAGGGAGUGUUUCAGCCCUUUUGUGAACGGAAGCUUCUUCGAGCAUGAGGGCCAGCCGCUGUGUGAGGCACACUAUCACCAGUCUCGUGGCAGUGUGUGUCAGGCCUGUCAGCAGCCCAUCGUGGGACGCUGCGUCACUGCCAUGGGCGCCAAGUUCCACCCGCAGCACCUGGUGUGUCAGUUCUGCCUUAAACCUCUGAGCAAAGGCUGCUUCAAGGAGCAGGACAACAAGCCCUACUGCCACCCGUGUUUCCUCAAGCUCUUUGGCUGAAUUUAAAUCAGGAACGCCCUGUACAUUCACAGUAGGAAGCUUGACAGAAUCAGUAUUAUCAUGCAUCUUUUAUCCUUAUUUAAAAAUCAGACAAAAACAAGUGCAAUUUUAUAGUCAAGUGAUGUUCAAAAAUAAGCGUUUUUGUAACUUAAGUGAUGCAGAAGAGAAGAAACAAGUGAUAUGUAACUUGGAUGACCCUGUUAGCUCUAUUUACAUGCACACAAUUGCCCAAUGUUGUUAUUAGACAGAAUGAAGAUGUUUUAUAUGAAGAGUUGUUCAAGAAACAAAGCUGAUCUUGAAGCAAUGAUGUGGAGGUUUGGUUAGAAAUUGGUGUAAGUUGUUGGGAAUUUUUUUUUUUUAAAUUUAAAAUUUCACACAUCUGAGUGAAAUGUUAUUUCUGAAAGGAAAGGUUCAUCCUGUGUUUGUCACUGUGCCUUUUACAUUAGUAGCUACAUGUCAGCGAGAAGGAAUUAUUCUUUCAUUUUGUCUCACUGUAACCUUGGACUAUUAAUGUAAAUAUAAUUAUAGAGGCCGAAGAAUUGUACAUGCAAAACUAUUAUUUAAUACACUGAACAUUCCUAACAUGUAGCAUGGUCAAAGAAAGAAAGUAAGCAUUAAGCAUGUUACAUUUUCCAACAACAACUGAGACCUUACAAGCUAACACUAGCCAGCUGGUAGUGAGUGUAAGCUGCAGGAGUGAUUUAUAUUUAAUGCCUAGUCUAAGUUUAAGGUUAUCUAACUUAAUAAUUCUAGGUGUUUUAAAAUAGAAAAGUGAGCUGCCAAACAUGACCAUGUAGAGCUAACUAAUACUUGGUUUCACAUCAAAUUAUGCAAAUUAGUUAAACUUUUUAAAUAUUUAAAUACAGUUAGCUUUUAAGACAAAAGGAUUUAUUUUCUAGUAACAAUUAUUGGAACAUGCCUACACAACAGCCAAAGCAUUGAUUCUCUUGACGUUUUAAAUAAAAACAUGAAGUAAACCACACAUCGGUUGCUGAUGAUCACCAGCUGUCUUAUUUAGCUUUAAAGAAAGGAAGAAAGAAAUGCUCAUUUGCAUAAAUGAUUUCCAAAGAUCUUUUUUUACCAUUUGGAUUAAAUAUUUAAAAGUUAAUUUUGUUUCUUUAAAAAGAGAAACAAGAAUUAUUUCAGUUUAAUAUAUUUGCUUUAUGUAGCAUAUAGUCACUGAUAUUGCAUAAGUGGUUAUAGUUUCAUAUUUUACGUCUUUUUUUUUUUUUAAACAUGUAAUGUGGUAUGAUAUACUGCCAAAAAUGUAUUUUAAAAAGAUGUUUACACCUUGUUAUGCUGUUUUCAUAUUCAGAUAAGCUGUUUUUUUGUAUGUCUCCACUCUUCCUGCCACACAAUGAAGAAGACAAUAAACACCUUUCUGUAUA